Messenger RNA from Quercus robur (English oak), 1026 nucleotides. Its product is annotated as dirigent protein 22-like. The record is from RefSeq and is a predicted model, not a curated record. Bases 87 to 674 code for a protein of 195 amino acids. The transcript has a single exon. NCBI's taxonomy places the organism in Eukaryota, Viridiplantae, Streptophyta, Magnoliopsida, Fagales, Fagaceae.
UGUGUAAAGGUUCAGACACAAAACUUGACACAGAUUAAACUUUUGAUUCUUCUACAAAACUCUACGCAAGUUAAUUACUCACCACCAUGGCCAAAACCUUCUCAAAACGCACAUCCAUUUUAUUCAUGCUCUUCACCAUUUUCUUCUUCUCAACCUACGUCAUCGCAGAUGAAGCACCCGUUUUCUCUAAAAAUUUACCUCCUUCAUCACUUGGACUUAAGCAAGAGAAGUUAAGCCACCUCCACUUCUACUUCCAUGACAUUGUCAGUGGCCCCAAACCUACUGCUAUACGAGUUGCACAAGCUGCCACGACAAACACAUCCCCAACGGGGUUUGGAGCCAUGGCGGUGAUUGAUGACCCACUGACUCUCCUCCCAGAAAAUACCUCCAAAGUUGUUGGACAAGCACAAGGAAUUUAUACCUUGGCGUCGCAGAGUGAAGCAGCGUUGUUAAUGGUGAUGAACUUUGCUUUCACAGAGGGACAGUAUAAUGGUAGCACUCUUAGUGUGUUAGGGAGAAACACUGUAUUCUCGACUGUCAGGGAGAUGCCGAUCGUUGGUGGGAGUGGUGUUUUCCGGUUUGCUCGUGGGUAUGCUCAGGCCAAGACUUACACGUUUGAUACCAAAUCUGGGGAUGCAGUUGUGGAGUACAAUGUCUAUGUCUUACAUCAUUGAUUGGGAAAAAUAUAUUGCACACAAUGUGUUCUAUACACUGCAAAAAUGUUGAAAAUGUGACUUUAAGUCACAAUUUUUGUGUAUUUGUACACUAUGUGCAAUAAACACCACCCUUAUUGAUUUGAGCGAGAACAUGUUUAUUGAGCCUUCCACAUGUUAUAUGGCUACUCAUGGUUUUCUUCCUUUUUUUGUGAAAAAUAAAAUACCGUUGACUGAAUGUAUUGUCAGAUAAUUGGGAAUGUUUGAUUUUGUGAAAGAUAUGUCAUAUGUAUAUGAAAAGCAUGUUUGUCUCAUUUGAAAAUCCAAUAUGAACAUUACAGAACCAAAUUUUGGAAGAUGCUUUUAUUUAUAA